AUAAAGUAAAAUAAAAGUCAACACUUUUACUUGGUCUUCUUCUUCCUCCUCCUUUCCCUUCCCCUUCCCCUCUCCGGCGACCUCCAUCCGCAGCUCGAGAGGAGAGCUCCAGAAAGGAGAGAUGGCGGCGUCGGCGGUGCUGGCGGUGCUGCUGGCGUCGGCGCUGGCGGGGGCGGCGGCCGGCGGCGACAUCGUCCACCAGGACGACCAGGCGCCCAAGAUCCCCGGCUGCAACAACGACUUCGUCCUCGUCAAAGUGCAAAGCUGGGUGGGCAGCAACGAGGGCGACGAGUUCGUGGGCGUCGGCGCGCGCUUCGGCCCCAAGAUCGUCUCCAAGGAGAAGCAGGCCACCCGGGAGCCGCUCACCCUCGCCGACCCCAUCCACGCCUGCGCGCCUCCCAAAAACAACAAGGUCUCCGGAGGCGUCCUUCUGGUCGAGAGAGGGAAAUGCAAAUUCACCAAGAAGGCCAAGCUCGCCGAGGCCGCCGGCGCCUCCGGGAUACUCAUCAUAAACUCCGGCACCGAGCUGUACAAGAUGGUCUGCGAAAAGAACGAAACGGAGCUCGACAUACACAUACCCGCAGUUCUCUUGCCCAAAGACGCGGGCCAGGCUCUGCGUUCGCUCCUUGCAGCUAAUACAUCAUCAGUUGGUGUGCAGCUAUACUCUCCAGAUCGUCCCGUGGUCGAUACGGCGGAGGUGUUCCUCUGGCUCAUGGCCGUCGGCACCGUCCUCUGUGCGUCCUACUGGUCAGCAUGGAGCGCUAGAGAAGCCGUUACCGAACAGGAAAAGCUCCUGAAGGAUGGACAUGAAGUCUCACUGACUGUUGAGGGUGGAGGUUCUAGUGGCAUCGUGGACAUCAACGUGAUAUCGGCGAUGAUGUUUGUUGUCGUCGCGUCGUGCUUCCUGAUAAUGCUUUACAAGCUCAUGUCCGCCUGGUUUAUCGAUCUGCUGGUUGUCAUCUUCUGCAUCGGCGGUGUAGAGGGCCUGCAAACAUGCUUGGUGGCUAUAUUAUCAAGAUGGUUCACAUCUGCUGCGGGAUCUUUUGUGAAGGUGCCGUUCUUUGGAGCAAUCUCAUACCUUACAAUGGUGGUAUCCCCAUUCUGUGUUGUCUUUGCUGUUCUGUGGGCUAUUUACCGGCAGUUUCCCUACGCUUGGAUCGCCCAAGACAUCCUUGGUAUUGCGCUGAUAGUCACUGUCAUCCAGAUCGUCAGAGUGCCUAACCUCAAGGUCGGUUCAGUCCUCCUGAGCUGUGCGUUCCUGUACGACAUCUUCUGGGUGUUCGUCUCCAAGAGUUUGUUCCACGAGAGCGUGAUGAUUGCGGUUGCGCGUGGUGACAAUACGGACGAAGACGGCGUGCCAAUGCUGCUAAAGAUCCCGCGGAUGUUCGACCCGUGGGGCGGGUACAGCAUCAUUGGGUUUGGCGACAUCCUUCUUCCUGGCCUGGUCGUUGCAUUUGCAUUAAGGUAUGACUGGGCUGCGAAGAAGAAGAGCCUGCGAUCCGGCUACUUCCUGUGGUCAGCGUCGGCCUACGGCACCGGGCUCCUGAUCACGUACGUGGCGCUGAACCUGAUGGACGGGCACGGGCAGCCGGCGCUGCUCUACAUCGUGCCAUUCACCCUGGGGACUCUGAUGUCGCUGGGGUGGAAGCGGGGGGAGCUGCGGAACCUGUGGUUCAAGGGGGAGCCGGAGCGCGUGUGCACCCAUCAGGGUCAGGGCUACGUGCAGAUGGCCAAGCCUCCUGCUGCUGGUGAUGAUGAAGAUGAUGAUGAGGAUGAGGAUGAUGAGGAGGGCAAGCCAUCUUCCUCUUAGAGAGAGAGACAGACGGACGGACGCCUUCUCCGGCAUGUGGCUUGGCUGCUCUCUGUAGGAAGGAAGGAAGGAAGGAAGGAAGGAGAUAGUAGUAGCAUCUGAUCUUGACUGUCGUAAUUAUCAUCGGUAACUUGCAUGUAUGUAUGUAUGUAUGUAUUGCCUUGCCGGCCGGUAAAUAAUGAAGAGAACGGACGCGCCUCACAUGAGGAAGGUGUUUUGUUUUGUGUACUGAUUGAAAGUAAAGUAAUGUAAUGUUUCAAAUGGUUUAGAACA
Messenger RNA from Triticum aestivum (bread wheat), 2083 nucleotides. Its product is annotated as signal peptide peptidase-like 5. Gene Ontology annotation, molecular function: aspartic endopeptidase activity, intramembrane cleaving. The coding region runs from base 122 to 1810 and encodes 562 amino acids. Lineage: Eukaryota; Viridiplantae; Streptophyta; Magnoliopsida; Poales; Poaceae. The record is from RefSeq and is a predicted model, not a curated record. Gene Ontology annotation, biological process: membrane protein proteolysis. The transcript is spliced from 14 exons. Gene Ontology annotation, cellular component: cytoplasmic side of endoplasmic reticulum membrane; Golgi-associated vesicle membrane; lysosomal membrane.